Molecule: messenger RNA, 879 nt
Organism: Fusarium vanettenii 77-13-4
Lineage: Eukaryota; Fungi; Ascomycota; Sordariomycetes; Hypocreales; Nectriaceae
Exons: 1
Biological process (GO): positive regulation of transcription from RNA polymerase II promoter by galactose; DNA-templated transcription
Cellular component (GO): nucleus
Molecular function (GO): zinc ion binding; DNA-binding transcription factor activity, RNA polymerase II-specific; RNA polymerase II cis-regulatory region sequence-specific DNA binding
Source: RefSeq, a predicted model, not a curated record
GAGCUGGAAAGCCCUUCGAUUACGACGCUGCAGUGUCACCUCUUCUCCGUCGUGUACCUCUGCUGCGCAUCCUUCCAGAACAUGGCGCACUCAACCCUCGCCGCCGCCAUGUCUAUAGCUCAAACACUUGGAUUACAUCUCGAACCGCCAGCAUCGAUGCCAAGGGCCGAGAAAGAACUUCGAAAGAGGCUCUGGUGGGCGACAUUCAUCAACGAUUCCAAGACCUCCAUGAAAGUCGGCAGACCAAUCUCGAUGCAAAGAUCUCAGAUCACAGUCUCCCCUAUCAGCGACGAUGAAGAAGCUGCUUCCUUCUUCGACUCGAGUCUGGGGUCUUAUGAUGGAGUCACAUGGCUCACAUACGCCGCUCAGAACCAGAAACUCAUAAUUGUCUCUACAGACAUCCACAAUGCGUUUUACGAGAGAUGUUCUGAGAUUCUCGGACAAAGCCGUCACUCGACGCCCUACAAGAACUCCAAGGACCUUGAAUCCUGCGCCAAGUUUAUUACUAGCCAAUUGCCUGCUCUUCAAGCGUGGGCCGAUCAAGUUCCCCCCGGCUUGAGGCUUCAACGGCGAGACUCGGGUGCCCCCUUUUCCGCCGAUCGAGCCCCCGUCCUAAUCGACUCCUGUGCACCACUCUGGUUGCAAAGACACCGAAUCUGCCUCGAACUCAUCUACCACACUCUUCAAUCCAACCUCCACCGCCCAUUCAUCAACUUUGCCCCUCCACCAGGGACAUACACGCCCACCGCAGAACGCCACGCAGCGACCUGCGCAAACCAUGCCGCGGCAUACACCCACAUCCUACACCAGACUCUUCAGGAAACAGAUAUCAUGAACGGCUGGCAAGAGUUCUUUAUCUGGCAGUGGAACGCCACAGUC